This is a messenger RNA of Catharus ustulatus (Swainson's thrush), 1626 nucleotides long. It is a transcript of the gene FTCD, whose product is annotated as formimidoyltransferase cyclodeaminase. Bases 1 to 1626 code for a protein of 541 amino acids. The transcript is spliced from 14 exons. NCBI's taxonomy places the organism in Eukaryota, Metazoa, Chordata, Aves, Passeriformes, Turdidae. Gene Ontology annotation, molecular function: folic acid binding; transferase activity. The record is from RefSeq and is a predicted model, not a curated record.
AUGGCCAAGCUGGUGGAAUGUGUCCCCAACUUCUCAGAGGGGAAUAACAAAGAGGUGAUCGAUGCAGUGGCACAGGCCAUCUCCCAGACACCGGGAUGUGUGCUGCUGGAUGUGGAUGCUGGUGCCUCCACCAACCGCACCGUCUACACCUUUGUGGGAUCCCCUGAGGCUGUAGUGGAAGGGGCACUGAGCGCGGCCCGUGUGGCUGGGCAGCUCAUUGACAUGAGCCGACACUCAGGUGAGCACCCUCGGAUGGGGGCCUUGGAUGUCUGCCCCUUUGUACCAGUGAGGAACGUCAGCAUGGAGGAGUGUGUCACCUGCGCCCACAUCUUCGGGCAGCGCUUGGCAGCAGAGCUGGGUGUGCCUGUUUACCUGUAUGGAGCGGCGGCACGGGAUGAGAGUAGGAAAGCCCUGCCCUCCAUCCGUGCUGGGGAGUACGAGGCGCUCCCUGAGAAGCUUAAAAAACCAGAGUGGGCUCCUGAUUUUGGGGCCCCAACUUUUGUCCCCCGGUGGGGGGCCACAGUGACGGGUGCUCGGACCUUCCUUAUUGCGUACAACAUCAACCUACUGUGCACCAAGGAGCUGGCUCACCGCAUCGCCCUCAACAUCCGUGAGCAGGGACGUGGCCCUGACCAGCCCGGGCGCUUGAAGAAGGUGCAGGGCAUUGGCUGGUAUUUGGAGGAGGAGAACAUGGCCCAAGUUUCAACGAACCUGCUGGACUUUGAGACCACGCCGCUCCACACCGUCUACGAGGAGAUCUGCCGAGAUGCGCAGGAAUUGAAUCUCCCUGUGGUGGGGUCUCAGCUGGUGGGGCUCGUUCCCAAGAAGGCUAUUUUGGACGCAGCCGAGUUUUACAUCAAGAAGGAAAAACUUUUCAUCCUGGAGGAGGAACAGAAGAUCAGGCUGGUGGUGAACCGACUGGGCCUGGACUCCCUAUCUCCAUUUCACCCCCGGGAACGCAUCAUUGAGUACUUGGUGGAGGCAGGAGAGGUGGAUGGAGGGCUGGUGGCCAAGCCACUGGGUGCCUUUGUGCGAGCAGUUGGAGCGAGAUCGGCAGCGCCGGGAGGAGGCUCCGUAUCUGCAGCUGCGGGAGCCCUGGGAGCAGCGCUGGGCAGCAUGGUGGGGCUGAUGAGCUACGGGAAGCGGCAGUUUGAGGACCUGGACCCCAUCAUGAGGAAGCUGAUCCCCCCUUUCCACCAGGCCAUGGAGGAGCUGGUGGCAAUGGUGGAUGCCGACUCCCGUGCCUUCAGCAGCUACAUGGAAGCCAUGAAGCUGCCCAAGAACACCCCUGAGGAGCGGGAGAGGCGCACGGCUGCCAUGCAGCAGGGGCUGAAGACAGCCGUGGGGGUCCCCUGUGGCCUGGCAGAGAAGGUGAGCAGGCUCUGGCCUGCUCUGAAGGAGCUGGCACGACACUGCAACCUGGCCUGCAAAUCUGACAUUCAGGUGGCAGCUAAAAUGCUGGAAGCGGCGGUGUUCGGAGCCUACUUCAAUGUCAUGAUCAACCUCAGGGACAUCGCGGAUGACGAGUUCAAGCGUGUGAUGUCACAGAAGGUCUCCGGGCUGCUGGAAGAGGCGAAGCAAGGCUCGGCAGUUGUGCUGGCACUGCUGGACAAGCGAGCGGCCUGA